Paramecium tetraurelia is the source of this 5901-nucleotide messenger RNA. RefSeq lists its product as uncharacterized. The transcript has 3 exons. Lineage: Eukaryota; Ciliophora; Oligohymenophorea; Peniculida; Parameciidae. The record is from RefSeq and is a predicted model, not a curated record.
AUGAUUUUACUAUUACUAAUGUGCUUUCUUAAUGUAAAAGACAGUUUUGCAAUAGAUUGUACUAUAUUUCAUUAUUAUUAAGGUGAUUUGACUUGUUUAACUUGUGAUUUAAAUGAUGGAAAUAAAUGUCUCACUUGUUAUUUGACCACAAGAAAAUUAUAAGAUGGAAAUUGUGUUUGCAAAGAUGGGUUUGUGGAAAUAACACCCUUAAAAUCGUCUUAAUGUUUAUAGUGUUCUGAAAAUUGUAUUACAUGUGAUAUUUCAAAAAGAAAUUAUUGUUUAAGUUGCGGUGAUGAAAAUAUCACAUUUCGAUAAUUAGUAAAUGGUGAUUGUGUUUGCAAAUCUGGUUAUUAAGCAGUUACAUAUUAAUAUGCAUGCGAAGUUGAUACUUGGGAUAAGAGAUUGUUGACAUUUAAAUUCAAGACUGAUACAUCUCAUCAAUAUUGGUAGACUGUCACAAAGCUUUUCGAAAGUAAUAAUAGUGUUAUUAAUGAAUUGACUACUCUAAUUAAGGCUUCUUAUUUAUAAGAUACUGCAUCGAAUUAAUUCACAAAAUAUUAAUUUGAUUUAGAAUAAAAUUAGAAGAAAUUUUUCUUUAAAAGUGACAUUCCUGUUGGUUAGUACUAUUAAUAAUUGGAUCAAAAUGUUUUUGCAGUAGGAUAUAUCUAACCAAAAGAGACACAAAGUGUGCUUUGGAAGUUUGGUUUAACUAUUUCAGUCUCAUAAACCUCAUAUUACUACACUAGUCGAGUUUUGGAAAAGUAAUGGAAUGCAGGAAUGUUUCAAUUUUAUAAGGAUUAAGCUGUUUAUAUUUAAGUGAUAUUAACUUAAGAGGAAGUUACAGGGUCUGUUACAAGAAGAAGAUUUCUAGCUGAAGACUACUCUAUAUAUUAGAUUAUGUAUUUUUUUUAUAUUGGAUAUGCAAAAUCUACUUUUUUAAGUGAUUAAGAAUGUGAAAAAUUGAUGGAUGGUCUAAUGAAUUUAAUAAAUGGAUGUCAGAAAUAUUGUGAUGAUUGUUACUUUUAUCAAAAUGUACAAUAAUGCAGAAGCUGUUAAUUAAAUAGAUAAAAUUAAAAUGGAAAUUGUUUGUGUAAAUAUGAGACAACGGAUUAAUCCCAAUGCUAUGAACCCUGUAAAGGCUUAGAUUGUAUAACAUGUGCAAAUGGUGUUUGCGUAACUUGUCCUGAUGGUACACUGCCUCCUUGUAACUCUCCAAAUAUAAAAUGCGAUGAGGGAUAUUACUAAGAAAAUUCAUAAUGUUUCAAAUGCGAAGAUAUAUGUAUUGCUUGUACAUCUAAAGAUGUUUGCACCUAAUGCCCAGCCACUUAUUACGUAGAUAAAUCUUUUUAUUGCGGAGUAUGUUAUGCUCCUUGCUUAAAUUGUACAUCAAUCGAUUAAUGUUCUGAUUGCAUAGAUGGAUAUUUUUUUUAAAAUAACAAUUGCAUUUUGUGUAAUUAUGGUUGUGUAAAAUGCUCAGCUGAAAACUAUUGUAAUACUUGCAUUAAGGGAAAAUAUAAUAACAAUUCAGGGUAAUGUAUAAAUUGUCCUUCAAUUUGCACAACUUGUACAGCAAGCGAUAAUUGCUAAUCAUGUAUUGAUGGGUAUUACAACAUUAUUGGUUAUUGUAAUAAAUGCUAAACUGUAUGUUCAAAAUGCUUAAAUAGUUCUCAAUGUACUUAAUGCAUACCUGGGUAUUAUUUAAAAAGCGAACAAUGUCUCAAAUGUGCAGAUAAUUGUACAACUUGUUUUGAUUAAUCUGAUAACUGUGCUUCAUGUAGUUCCUCUUAUACAUUAAUAAAUAAUAAAUGCAUCAAAUGUACCAGUCCCUGUGACAUGUGUUAGAGUUCUAGCACUGAAUGCUUAUCUUGUGAGAAAUAAAAUUAUUUGGUUGUUGAUAAUAAAUGUUAAACUUGUUCACAAGGAUGUAAGGAAUGUUCUGUUUAUGGUGAUCGUUGUUUAGAAUGCUCAUCUGGUUAUUUUUUAGACAAUUUGACUUGUUAAUAAUGCAAUUUUUAGUGUUAACUUUGUACAAAUAGAGUUACUUGUACAGGUUGUGUAAGUGGGUACUAUUUAAAUGUUGCUAAAUGUUUACCUUGUCCUAUUCAAUGUUCAAAUGACUGCACAUUUCAAUCAAGGUCGAUUGUCUGCAAUACUUGUUCUUCCACUUAUUUCAAGUCUUCAAGUACUUGUCAAAAGUGUUAGGAACCUUGUUUAAAUUGUUCAACUACAACAACUUAUUGUGAGGAUUGUAUUUUAGGAUAUUAUCUAUCCAAUCAUGCUUGUUAUUAAUGCACCCUUACAUAAUGUAGGGUGUGUUCGAGUGCAACUUCAUGUUCUAUUUGCAAUGAUGGUUAUAUAUUAAAUUCAAAUAAUACUUGCGAAUAGCAAACUCAAACAUGUGAUGUUGGCAAGGUGCAAGUGAAAAAAACAGAUGAAUGCUAACCUUGUAAUAGCAGUUGUCAAACAUGCUAUGGCUUAGAACUGAACUAAUGUAAAACCUGUGGAGUUAGCUACUUUUUAGAUGCAAUUCAUUAGUGCAAAUAAUGUGCAUAUCCUUGUAAAACAUGUUUAAAUCAAGAAACUAAUUGUCUUUCAUGUUUAGAUGGUUAUUAUCUUGAAGAUAAUGAAUGUAAAACCUGUUAAGAAGGAUGCUUAAUUUGUUCUAAUGAAGAUAAUUGUUCUAGUUGCUCUACUGGAUAUAAAUUAGUGAAUAAUGAAUGUGAGAGCUGUUGUGUUGAUAAUUGCUACCACUGUACAUCUGAAUCAAGUUGUGAUUAUUGCUAAGCUGGAUAUUAUCUAACUGCUUUAAAGAAAUGCUAGAAAUGUGAUGUUGAUUAAUGUGCUAUUUGUACUAAUGCUUCAGAUUGUAAAGUAUGUUAAGAUGGUUAUUACUUGGAUUCGAAUACAAGAUGUCUUUUGAAAUCUUGUACAAUAAUUAAUUGUUAGAAAUGUUUAAGUGACACUGUAUGUGAUACUUGUUUACCAGGAACAUAUGCUGAUUCAGGACAAUGCUAAUUUUGUGAUUUUAAUUGCAGAACAUGUUUAAACACUUCUAAUAAGUGCACAUCUUGCAAUCCUAAUUACUACUUAGAUACUAAUGACACUUGCUAAUAUUGUGAAGCUGGUUGUUUGUUAUGUAGUACUUCUGCCAUUACCUGUUAAUCUUGUAAAUCCGGAUAUUUUUUUAUUGAGAGUGAAUAAAAAUGUGAAAAAUGUAGUUAGUUUUGUCGAUCAUGUAGUGUAAAACCUAAUCAAUGCACAAGUUGUGGAACAAACGAAUUCUUGAAGUCAGAUGCAACAUGCUAGUAAUGUACAAGUCCAUGUUUUGGUUGCAAUUCAGAAAGUCUAAGUGACUGCAAAAGUUGCAUUGAAGGAUAUUAUUUAUCUAUUAAAUAAUGUUUACCUUGUUUUACUAAUUGCUAAACAUGCGUUUAUAAUAAUGUAUGUACAAAGUGCAUUUUCGGGUAUUUUUUAGAUGGUAAUUCAUGCAUAAAAUGUCCAGUUAAAUGCAAAGGUUCAUGUGUCAAAUAAUCAUCUUAUAUUUAAUGUGAUGAAUGCAAUGUUGGAUAUUAUUAAGGAACAAGUGAUUGUCUAAUAUGCAAAGCACCUUGCAAGACUUGUAAAUCAACAGAAGAUGCAUGUACGUCAUGUAUUAGUGGAUACUAUCUUGCCAUCAAUAAAGUAUGUCCAAAAUGCCAAACAAAUCAUUGUAGAAAUUGUUAAAUAUCAUCUGGAGAGUGUUUAGCUUGUGAUUAUGGAUAUAUUCUAACAGGUCCUGAUUUGUGUACAGAAUGUCCAACAUGUACUUGUGGAACUCAUAAAUAUUAUGAUUGGGAUGAUCUAGUAUCUUCAGAUAAAUGUAAGGAAUGCGAUCGUUAAUGUGUUAAUUGUUAUGCUUCAUCUACAAAUUGUACAAGUUGUUCGAGUAACUAAUAUCUCGAUACUACAGAUAAAAUCUGUUAUAAUUGCAAUUCAUAAUGUGUAACCUGUCAAAAUUCAAUAACAUGCACAUCAUGUACUUAAUUCUAGUACUUAACUGAUGAUAAGAAUUGUGCAGUAUGUAACUCUCCUUGUUUAAAAUGUACAAGUAGCACCUAAUGUACAUCUUGCGUAGAUGGUUAUUAUUUCGAUGGUACAAAUUGCAUAUAAUGUAAUUCAAAGUGUGCUUAAUGUGAAUCUGCUAGUAAAUGUACAACUUGCGUUUAGGAUGGACACACCUAUUAUAAAAGUGAUUAUACUUGCAUUUCAUGUGACAGUCAUUGUUAGGAGUGUUACAACAGUGGAUGUACAAAAUGUGAUGAUGGUUAUUAUGCAGAUGGCUAAUCUUGUAUUGCUUGUAACGCUAAUUGUAAGUCAUGCUCAAAUCUAAAUUGUUUUGAAUGCAAAGGAAGCUAUUACCCAGAAGGUUAAAACUGUGUGAAAUGUUAAGAUUUCUGUGUAUAAUGCACUUCAUCAUAAUGCAAUUAAUGCUAAACUGGAUAUUAUAUAAAUGGAUAAAAUUGUCCACAAUGUAUGCAAAAUUGUUAGAAAUGCUCCUCAGAAACAAGUUGUGAAUCAUGCAAAACAGGAUUUUUCUAUGAUGAAGUAAAUUCUGUAUGUUCACCAUGCAUGGAUAAUUGUCUAUCAUGCACUUCAGAAAAAUGUUCAAGUUGUCAAACUGGAUAUUACAUUAAUGGGUACUUAUGUGAAAAAUGUUAAACCAAUUGUUUAUCUUGUACAUCAACCACUUGCAAUUAAUGUGUAAGUCCAUAUCAAGUUUAUUAAAAUAUUUGUAUAUUGUGUUAAACUGGAUGCACAAAAUGUACGCAAUAAGAAUGUCAGCAAUGUGAUAGUGUGUAUUAUUUGGAUCCGACCUCAAAAUAGUGUGUGUCUUGUAAUUCAAAUUGCUUGAGUUGUACAGCACAAGAGUGUUCGUCUUGCAAGACUGGUUAUUAUGCCAAAGAGAAAAAUUGUUAGUAGUGUAAUGCAAAUUGCGUAUCUUGUGAUGCUACAACUUGUCUUGAAUGCAAACCCUAAUAUUAUGUAGAUCAAACCAAUUGUGUUAAAUGCAAAGAUAAUUGCGAGUCAUGUUCAAGUUCUGAGUGUUUUUAAUGCAAAAUUGGUUAUUAUCUUCAAUCGCAACAAUGUACAUAAUGCAAUCAAUCUUGUAAGGAAUGCACAAGUGAGACUUCUUGUCAACAAUGUAAUAACAAUUAUUAUCUUGAUGGAGACAAAUGUGUUAAUUGUGCUUCAAAUUGUGUUACAUGCACAAAAGAUGAAUGUACUUCGUGUGCUUAAAGUUACAGAUUAGAAAAUAAGUAAUGUGUUGCUUGUACAUCUGAUUGUUUAGUUUGUACUGCUUCUUAAUGUUCAUAAUGCUAAGCUGGAUCUUGCUUAAAAAACUCCUAAUGUUCUGCUUGUCCAUCCAAUUGUCCGUAGUGUCAAAGUGCCAAUUCUGCCUAUUGUUCAGUCUGCGAUGAUAGUGGAUAAGGAGAAGAUGAGGGCUAUGUAAAUAAUUGUGAUGAGGGUCAAUUUUAUAGUAUUGAGGAUAAAAUAUGCUAUGCUUGUGGAGUUGAGAAUUGUUAAACCUGCACUUCAUAUGAUACUUGUACAGCUUGUUCAUCAGGGUAUAGUUUAGAGGUCGAUCAGACCUGUGUUUAAAACUCGACAACUGCAACACAAGCAGUCCCUAUUGCAGUUGGUACUAUUGCUGGAGGAGUUGCUAUUGUUAUAGUAGCCCUCUUAUUGAAAAAGCUAGCCUUUAUUCAUGUUGUACCGAAAUUAUUCAAUAACUUGCCUAUCAAAUUCAAUCCCUAUAGAGUCAACAGUGGGGCUUCCGUAUCUAAUUGGGAACAAAUACCGAAUGUUUCUGAGUAGGAGUUCUAGGAUGCCUUCUUUAAAGUGUAACAAGGAGGACAGUGA